Messenger RNA from Cyprinus carpio (common carp), 1518 nucleotides. RefSeq names its product ankyrin repeat and SOCS box protein 5-like. Gene Ontology annotation, molecular function: protein binding. Gene Ontology annotation, biological process: intracellular signal transduction; positive regulation of protein catabolic process; protein ubiquitination. The record is from RefSeq and is a predicted model, not a curated record. Lineage: Eukaryota; Metazoa; Chordata; Actinopteri; Cypriniformes; Cyprinidae.
CACACUAAUAAAUUACAUUUUAAAAUAUAUUAAAAUAGAAAACAGUUAUUUUAAAGUACUAUUUAACAAGCUUAGCCAACUGGUUUUACUGUAUUUUUGAUCAAAUAAAUGCAGACUUGGUAAACAUAAGACAAGUCUUUAAAAGACAUACACAAGUACUGUCAGCUGUGUUAUAAUUAUUUACACUAGUCAUACUGUAUGGGCUACUUGUAUAGGCUUUAGUGCAGACUGACAGAUGAAGUCACUACCAUUGUUUGUCUUUAUCAUUCCAUGGAAAUGAAAUACAGCAUACAGGUGUAAAACAAUACAGAAUUAUAAAACAAACAAAUUAUAUCAAAUUCUUAUUUGAGCUGCAGUAAGGACCCAAGUGCAUGGGGGUGCUGUUUGGGUGGUGUACAGCAGUGCACUCUGCUUAUCCUGCCACAAAACAUUCUUAACACAGCCAUGACAGAGACUACUGAGGAGUACAGGCCAUUCGCAGCACAGCUGCCCAAUGUUUACCUCACCAUCCUGGCCCUCUUCUGCUUCAAACUUUUCAUUAGAAUUACCCUUAAUCUACUCACGCACUUCUACAUCAUCAAAGGCAACCACAAGGAGGCUGCCCGGAUUUCAGCUGAGUUCUAUGAUAAUGGUCAAGGGCAUGGGUCUUGGGCCGACCGCUCUGCUCUUCAUGAUGCUGCCAGCCAAGGACGACUGCUGGCUCUCAGGACCCUCAUUGCACAGGGCCACAGCGUGAAUGUGCUGACAAUAGACCACGUUAGCCCUCUUCAUGAGGCGUGCAUAGGGAGCCAUGUUGCCUGUGCCAGAGCCCUGAUAGAUGCUGGAGCCAACGUUAAUGUGACAACUGUAGAUGGAGUGACUCCAUUGUUUAAUUCCUGCUCAGCCGGCAGUUUAGAAUGUCUAGAGCUGCUUUUGCAGAGUGACGCCAGACCAGAGGCCCUGGCUAUAUGCCAGCCUUCACCCAUCCAUGAGGCAGUCAUCAGGGGCCACAGCAAGUGUGUGGAGGCUCUGAUUGCAUGGGGUGUGGAUGUGGACUAUGAAAUCCCUCACAUGAGCACUCCUCUCUACAGUGCUUGUCGAAGUCAGGAGUUCCUAUGUGCCCGCAAGCUGCUUGAUGGAGGUGCAAAUGUGCAGAGAGGCACAAAUUUGGAGAGUCCUCUUCAUGCAGCAGCCCAGAAAGACUGUAUAAGCAUAGUGAAGCUCCUUCUGGAAUUUGGGGCAGAUGUAAAUGCACGCAGCCUGGAGUAUAAGCGGCCCGUGGAGGCUGCUCCUCCAGGGAGCGUUACAGAGGGAUUCCUGUUGAUUUAUGAAGCGACACCCCGUUCUCUGUGUCAACUGUGCCGUCAACAAAUCAGGGAGAGUUUGGGACGUUCCCGAUUGCACCUUCUACCACACUUGCCCCUCCCUAAAGCCAUGAAGAACUUUCUACAAUAUAGAUAAUGUCCUUAUGUUUGCUUAGUUUUACUGUUUUGACUUAUAGCCUAAAUAAUAAAAGCUGUUUUACUUUUUUCCAUUUAA